Messenger RNA from Athene cunicularia (burrowing owl), 2410 nucleotides. It is a transcript of the gene PLXDC1, whose product is annotated as plexin domain containing 1. The transcript is spliced from 8 exons. NCBI's taxonomy places the organism in Eukaryota, Metazoa, Chordata, Aves, Strigiformes, Strigidae. The record is from RefSeq and is a predicted model, not a curated record. Bases 1 to 858 code for a protein of 285 amino acids.
AUGGCCCUUCCCAUGGAACGACCCCUAGCAGUCAGCAGUCGCCCCACAAGCUUUCCCCGGGGGCACACGCUGGGAGUGAGACGAGGGGCAAAACCCCUGCGCAGGGCGGGGAAGGGCGUGCAGGGUGGGUCUGUGCCCAGUCUGAAGCCGAGGCUCCGUCUUUCAGAGUCCCGCCGCCGGACCAUCUACGAAUAUCACCGCGUGGAGCUGGACACCAGCAAGAUCACCAACAUGUCAGCCGUGGAGUUCACCCCGCUGCCCACUUGUCUCCAGCAUCAGAGCUGUGAAAUGUGUGUGACCUCGGAGCUGACCUUCAACUGCAGCUGGUGUCAUGUCCUGCAGAGAUGUUCCAGUGGCUUUGACCGGUACCGUGAGGAGUGGCUGUCCUACGGCUGUGGCCAGAAGUCAGAUGAGAAGACCUGCGAGGAUUUAGCAGAAGGCGACCGCUAUUCAGCACCUCCCGACAGCUCUUUCUCACCGCUGGAUGAGGAUGUCACCACCUCCACGUCCUCGCUCUUCAUUGACAGCCUCACCACAGAAGAUGAUACAAAGCUCAAUCAGUAUGCCGGAAGCGAAGGUGUGGGAAGCAGCCUGCCUUCCAAGAAAGCAGGUGCCCCGAUUCACACAGGUACUAUCGUGGGGAUCGUUCUGGCUGUGUUGCUCAUUGCAGCUAUUAUCCUCGCUGGGAUUUACAUCAACAGCCACCCCACCUCCAACGCUGCCCUGUUCUUCAUUGAGCGAAGGCCACAUCACUGGCCUGCCAUGAAAUUCCGAAAUCACACCAACCACGCAACGUACUCGGAGGUGGAGCCGACCAGCCAGGAGAAGGAGGGCUUUGUCGAAGCGGAACAGUGCUGAGCGCUUCUCUCCCUGCGUCUCGAACCUCCCAUGUCUCAAGUGUUGGAGUCUUCUGUUAUUCUAUUGCAAAGUCUUUCCCCUCUUGGAAAAGAAACGGCAAGUAGAGGAAAAAGACCCAAUGGAGCAUUUGGAAAGAAAGAGUCAGGGUGAUGUGAGGCUGGAUUUGCCUGGAUUCCCCACGGGACAGCCGAGCCUGCAGCCCAGCACCGAAGCCCUGGAUGUGGCGGUAGAAAAAAAAACGCAAAGUUUUGGUUUGGCGUGGGGUUUUUUGUUCUGUGGUUGGGUUUUUUUUCCCCGCUGUGUGUGGCUGACCUCUUCCCUCCUCCACCAGGACUCUUAACAGGGGCAGCAAAGAGGGGACAAAUCUCGGUAAGGGCAAAAUACGCAGUUGCUUCAAGCAGCAGGCCCCUGGGGACAGCGAAACAGAUGAUUUUUGCUGCACCCUGGCUCUGCCCGCACUCAGGAAAGUCGGCUGGUUGCCUCUUCCCCUCUCCAGGGAGAGGCUGGGUGGCUGGGGGUAGGGGCUGUUGGUGGCCCAGAGAGGCAAGGUUGGCUCUCCAGGGCUCACCUCCCCUCUCCCAUCCCCUCUCUCCCAGCUCCGGCCCUUUCUCCCCUCUCCCCUUCGCCUUCUUUUGGGGCAGGCGACAUUUAAUUUGGUCCUCAUGGCUGAGAAGCCUUGAGCCUUUGUCUUUGCAUCCUGCAGUCGGUCUUCCACCACCACAGCUGCAACUCCCUGCCCUCCUCUUCCUUCAAAGCAAACAGCUUCCACCCCCUGCUCUGGAGAAGGGGAGAAACCUGAUCUAUUUUAAGGGCAAAACCCUUCGGAGGAUUCACCUUCAGGAUGUUUGUGAGCCAAUGGCUCUGAUGCACUUUUUGGCAUCUGACUAGUUUGCUAAAUUACAAUGACCCUUAGCCCAAAGGAGACAAGAGUGUGAAAAACAUCUUAAGAUUCCUUCAAAAUACAUCCUCGAGAUGUGGCCACUAAGCCAGCAGGAACAGAGUAGGUUUUGGUGGAAGAAGAAGGGGACUGGUGAAAGCAGUGUCCUCCCACGGGCUAAAUCCUGAAAUAAAUCCGAGCUCAUUCAUGGGCAUUUCACAUAAAUAAGGUGUGAAGGCAUACACGCCUUGACACCGUUGAAAAUCUGAAAUUCACCGUGUUAACAUCGUAGUUUGUAGAGGCUACUCAAGUCAGUGGAAUUUUUUUCUAUUUGUUUAUUUGAUGACGUCCGUGAUAGGCCCUGGUCUGGAUUUGUACGUAUAUCAUGAUUCCAGAAUCUAACCCUGACUAAGGGCUUUGAGAUUCCAGAAUCUGACCCUACCUAAGGGCUUUCUCAGGGUUUUCUACUCCUUCUGUGCAAUCAGAAUUCAAGACUAAUCUGCAGAAACACUCUACCCUACUUCCACAGACACCAGCUGCAGGAUUGGGCCCCAAACUGAGGAAAGCUUGUCUUAAAAAAGAGACCAAAGUCCAGUGUAAUGUAAAGUUUUCUUUCCCCCACCAAAAAAAAAAAAAAAAAUGUUGGUUGUAUGGGGCUUCUUUUUCUUUUUUUUU